Entelurus aequoreus (snake pipefish) is the source of this 6244-nucleotide messenger RNA. RefSeq names its product HEAT repeat containing 6 (gene heatr6). Lineage: Eukaryota; Metazoa; Chordata; Actinopteri; Syngnathiformes; Syngnathidae. The record is from RefSeq and is a predicted model, not a curated record.
GGCGGUAUGCACCUAACAAAGCUGCUUCCUACGCGCCAGGAAACGAAGAAAAAGAAGAACCCGGAACUGAACAAACGACAUCAUGGCGGCCCAAGUCGGGCUACCGGCGCUAUCGUCUGACACCAACCGGCCCGUGGCGCCCGUAUUCCCCGCAGUGGCUCUGUCGGCCGACGCCGCCCCGUUCAGUCCCCAAGGCACCGGCGGCUGGCAGUCGGACGCCGAGCGACUCUUUUCCCGCUGCGCCGCCAAGCUGCGAGUGCUUCCAGACUCGGCUCAGCUUCGGGAGGAACUCAAUCUGCUAUUUGACCAACUCAUCUCCGAAAACUUCAACAAAAGUCUGGAGCCCAACAUCAACAUUCAACCCGAGGAUGUGUGUGCCUUGCUGAAGAACGCCAGCCGUCUGGUUCCGCUCAGUCAGGAACAUCUGGUGGUGAAACUGUGCAAGCUUCAGCAUCACCUGCUCAACCAGCUGAAGGUGAUCAUGGACGAGCAGACGCUGGACGUCUUGUUGAACUACGUCACCAGAGCUCUGAAGGUGUGCAGCACCUGGACGCACCCCGGCGUCCUGCAGGCGCUCUCCACCGUGGUCUACGGGAACGGGCCCCAGUGUCACCAGCACCUCAACGACCUGCUGGGCGAGGACGGAGUCCUGCUGCUCUACAGCGCCCCCACUCAGCCAGAUAUGGACCUACGCCACGUGGCUCUCACCUGCAUGGCCAACAUCUGUCUCAGGAUUCCCGGUCAGCCGCCGCUGGACGAGGAGCACAAGAGCGCCUGUUUCUCCGUCUUCCUGAGAACGCUGCAGGCGCCCAAACCCCCCGACACCGACGACGUCUUUUACUGCAUGGUGACACAGUCCACGCUGAAAGGACUUCACUGUUGUCUCUCUGGUGGCAAGUGGAAGUUUGGCGGCGGCGAGGAGGUGGGAUCGGUGCUGGCCGCCCUGAAGAAGCUCAUGUUCCAAGGAGCUCCGGGCGUCAGCGUGGAGUGGCCGUCCGUGCUUUACCCAGCUCCUCUUCCUCAGUACGAGAGCCCCUCCCCACGCACGGCGGCGGAAGCACCAACACCCACGGAAGCGGCCACGGGCGCUGGGGGGAAGGCGUCAACCGCGAGCAACAAGAAGAGGAAGUCGAGGGGGAAGGCGAAGAAGACCAACGCGGAGGAGCGCGGACGGAUGGAGGCGGACGAGGACGACGCGGAGGCGGAGCAGCCGGCGUCUCGCAAACCGGGAAAUGACGCGGAAGCCAAAUCUUCCGUUGUCUCGCUGUACCCCUCGUGGAAGCGCUGCACUUCUGACUCUGAGUUUUCCGACCCGGAAGGCAGCGCACACAGCAAGUUGAGACUUUCUCACGCUCGCGUCCGCCAGGGGGCGCUGCACUGUCUGCUUGCCGUGGUCAAAUGUGUGGAGAAGCGUACUCUCUACGGCUACUGGUCCUCCUUCAUCCCGGACUCCCCUGUCGGAGGAGCGCCGCCUCUGACCCUGCUCACCAUCAUCCUCAAAGACCCUUCGCCAAAGGUGCGGGCGUGCGCUCUUCAGGCCUUGUCGGCCAUGCUGGACGGCUCCCGGCAGUUUCUCGCCGUGGCCGAAGACACGGCGUCGCCUCGGACCUCCUACACGCCGUUCUCCUUCACUUUGGCCACGGCCGUCCGAGAGCUGCAUCGUGCUCUCAGCCUCGCUCUGAUGGCCGAAACGUCUCCUCAGACACUCACGCAGGUCAUAAAGUGUUUGGCUCACCUGGUGUCCAACGCUCCCUACCAGCGCCUGAGGCCGGGCCUGCUGAGCUCGCUGUGGAAGCAGACACGGCCCUACGUUCGCCACAGAGACGUGAACGUGCGCGUGUCGGCGUUGACGCUUUACGGCGCCCUGGUGACCACUCAGGCGCCUCUUCCGGAAGUGCAGCUCCUCCUCCAUCAUCCGGAGGGCGGCGGCUCCUUCACGCCGCAAGACUCCGCCCUCAGCUGGCGAAAAAGGGAGGCGCCCUCGCCGCGCGCGCCCAAGGAGGCGGACGGCGGCCCGCCGUGGCUGCUGACGCUGUGCGUUUCGCUGGUGACCCAGCCCAGGGACGAGCACUCGGACAGCGAGGGGAGCGGGGCGGCGCUCUUGGAGCCGUCGCCCGUCCGACUGGAGGCCCUGCAGGUGCUGUCCCACCUGCUGCGAGGCUACAUCUCUCUGGCCCAAGGGAGCGUGUGCGAGAUCGGGCAGCUCGGCGCCCGCUGCCUGGCCGAGACCGACCCGUCUAUUCAACUUCACGGAGCGAAGCUGCUGGAGGAGUUGGGGUCGGGCAUAAUCCAGCAGUACCGAGCAGAGAGCAGCACCCCAGAGAGCGCCCGAGUGCCCAUGAGUCAAGUGGUGCAGUUCUGGACGCGGGUGCUGAGCGGCCCGCUGAACGCGGCGCUGCAGAACCAGCAGCAUCCCACGCUGCAGACCAGCGCCUGCGACACGCUGGCCUCCAUCCUGCCGCACGCCUUCGCUCAGCUGCCCGACAAGACCCAGCUGAUGUGCAUCACGGUUCUGUUGGGCCUGACGUACAGCGACAACUACCUGGUGAAGACGGCCGCCGUCAGGGCCCUGGGCGUCUACGUGCUCUUCCCCUGUCUGAGAGAGGACUUGAUGUUCGUGGCCGACACCGCCAACGCCAUCCUCACCGCCCUCGACGACCGCUCCUCCAACGUGCGCGCCAAAGCCGCCUGGUCUCUGGGCAACCUGACCGACACCCUGAUCGUCAACAUGGAUUGUGUGGGCGUGGACUUCCAGGAGGAAAUGUCCGACAUGUUGCUGCUGAAGAUGCUGCAGGCGGCCACGCGGGCGGCGGCCGACAAGGACAAGGUGAAGUGCAACGCCGUGCGAGCCCUCGGCAACCUGCUCCACUUCCUGCGCGACGGUCAGCUGGGCCGCGCCGCUUUCCGGCAACCGCUAGAGGGCGCCGUGCGAGCCCUGGUCAAGACCGUGCAGUCCGUCGCCACCAUGAAGGUCCGAUGGAACGCCUGCUACGCCUUGGGGAACGCCUUCAGGAACCCCGCCCUGCCGCUCGACUCCGCCUCCUGGUCCGGCGACGCCUUCUCCUCCCUCUGCGACGUGGUCACGUCCUGCAAGAACUUCAAGGUGCGCAUCAAGUCGGCCGCCGCCCUCGCCGUGCCCGCCCACCGCCGCUGCUACGGCGACGCGGAGCGCUUCGGCCGCGUGUGGCGCUCGCUGGCCGCGGCGCUGGAGACCAGCGAGGACACGCACAACUUCCUGGAGUACCGCUACUGCGCCAGCCUGCGCCACACGCUCUCGCAGGCGCUGCUGCACAUGCUCCACCUCAGCCUGCCGCAGGACCUGCCCGCCAUCGCCGCCUCGCUGGCCGGCGAGGAGGGGCGGGGCGUCCGGGAGCACCUGAUCAAGUACCUUCAAGCCGAGGGCGGAGCGGAGGGCGAGAAAGACGCGGGCGGGGACGCGCCCGACCCUCAGCAGAGAGUCCGGACUCUGCGGCAGACCGCCACCCGACUGCAGACCAUGAGGGCGGAGGAGGACGACAGCAAGGAUGUGCUGAUUGUCUUCUUGGAGAACUUGCUGCAAGCCUGCGAGGAGCCAUGAGGUACUGAAGACCCUGAACACACCGUGCCUUAAAUCCUCACCUCAUUUCAUCAGUUAGUUGUCCCAAUAGAAUGCCCCAUUGAAAAAAAAAAAAAAGUCUGUUAUCUGCUACCUAAGCUGUGUUGUUCCAAUGGAGCGAGCGUUUGGGAUGAAGAAGACAAGAUGGAGGUCUCACUGAGAGCAAAAACAGCUUUUUAUCACCAAAUAGAACAAAAACAGGAGCUAAAAGUACAAAUGACUCACAACGUAAACAUUAAAACAGGCAAUAGGUAGAAAAAGAUUAUAGUGCCCAAUAGAAACAUCUUUUCCAUCCUUCAAAAUGGCCUGAAAUUCCCCCAAAGUGAUGCGUUCAGGUGACCUUCGAUCUUUUUGUAAUUCCUUCCAUUGGAAUUUGCCUGACCUUGUGUUGGCUGUCGCACUGUUUUUCAACCACUGUGCCGCAGUGUCGUGGGAGAUUACCUCAUUUCACCUAUUUAGGUUAAAAAUAUUUUUUGCAAACCAGUAAUUAGAGUCUGCAAAUGAGUAACCGUGUAAUACUCUUCCAUAUCAGUAGGUGGCAGCCGGUAGCUAAUUGCUUUGUAGAUGUGGGAAACAGCGGGAGGCAGAGUGCAGGUAAAAAGGUGUCUAAUGCUUAAACCAAAAAUAAACAAAAGGUGAGUGCCCCUAAGAAAAGGCAUUGAAGUUUAGGGAAGGCUAUGCAGAACAAAACUAAAACUGAACUGGCUACAAAGUCAACAAAAACAAUGCUGGACGACAGCAAAGACUUACAGCGUUCGGAGCAGACGGCGUCCACAAAGUACAUUUGUACAUGACAUGACAAUCAACACCAAAUUAGGAGUGCAAGACAAGAACUAAAACACUACACACAGGAAAACUCACGGCGGGAUGUGACAGUACACCUACUUUGAGACAAGAGCUAUAGUGAUGCAUGCUUGGUUAUGCUUUGAAUUCAUAUCCGACAAUUGUGACAACGACUUUUUACUGUCAACUGACUUUCUUUUUUAACGAUUUCUGCUGGUGGUGUGCCUCCGGAUUUUUUCAACGCAAAAAAUGUGCCUUGGCUCAAAAAAGGUUGAAAAACACUGGACUACAGGAACCAACGCGCCAAGGAUGCCAUGUGACCGCACACCGGAGUCUCUACACAUAAAAGAGCAUCAAUAAGGGGGAACCACACCAACAGGUGAUUUAGUAAUAAAAAAACAACCCUCGAGGAAAAAUAUGGACAGUUUGUCUUUUCAUACAAAGUGCAAUUGUCAGGUUCAUACACUGAUGACAUCUAUUAAACAAGACAAGAAGCAAAGAAUGAAACAAAGACAGAAUUAAAUUUGCCUCAAUUUGAGGAGAGACGCAUGGACCCUUGUGACAGUGUCUCAGCACGCUCUGGCCAAACAUUGUACGCCUCCUCCUUUAUUUGGACUUUCCCUGACCACGUGGCAACAGCUGCUUCCAAAGGGACGUGGGUCGUAAACAGCGUUGCCUUUGGUUACAGAACAGUUCAAAAGAAAAGGUCGUAAACACUUCAUAGAAAAGGUCUUAAAACAGUUCAAAGAAAGGUUCGUAAAAGACUUCAAAAAAGCGGUGUCCGGAACUUGGGCAGAUCGUGCCUUCUCUCCGCUUUGUAGUCCUUGGGUUAAAACAAUAUCUUUCUGUUGAUUACAAUACAUGAAAGAAAACAGAACACCUUCAUGUUGCUUCCCCCCCUACACAGUGGAGUUUUACAAGCCUUCUUCUUGGUAGGUUCCAAGACGUGUUUUUGCUUCCCGCUGGGAACUCAUUGAAACACAAAGUUUUUGUGAUAACUUAGAUCAAAUUCUUCUAACAGCAAUGGUGGACAAGGUUGCCACAAGCAGUAAUAAAACGUUAAGUCACCGUGCUAAACAGUUUUUUCAAGUGCAUUCUUAAAAAAGCAAGUCUCCGUAAUCUAGCAAAAGCAUAAAAGUGGUCAGAAUCAAAUCAUUUUAAGGUUUUUUUAAAGUGAUAUUUUAAAGACAAGUUCUCAUCAAUAACACUUAAAUGUCGUGACCGUUUCAAGUUCAACCUCACGAUCAGUUAUUUUUGGAAUGUUCAAUGGCAGACGUUUACCAUUUGAAAAUGACAUCACCUUAGAUUUCUCUGUCAGCUGACACUGAACAACAUCAAAAGAAUGUGUGGGGUAUUGUGAAGAAGAAGCUGAAAGACAAUAAUGCGAAUGAGCUAAAGGUCGCCAUUAAAGCAUCCUGGGCCUCCAUGCCACCUCAGCAAUGCCACAGGCUGAUUGGCUCCAUGCCACCUCAGCAAUGCCACAGGCUGAUUGCAUCCAUGCCACCUCAGCAAUGCCACAGGCUGAUUGCCUCCAUGCCACCUCAGCAAUGCCACAGGCUGAUUGGCUCCAUGCCACGCCGCAUUGGUGCAGUCAUCCGUGCAAAAGGAUUCUCAAGCAAAUACUGAGUGCAUUCAUUGACAUUUUCAAAUGUUUGAUUUUGUUUUGCUGUUAUAAAUCUUUUUUUUUUACUUGGCCUGAGGAAAUGUUCUAUUUUUUUGAGAUAGGAUUUUUGAGUUUUCUUAAACUGUAUGCCAUAAUCAGCAAUAUUAAAAUAAUAAAAGGCUUGCAAUAUUUCAGUUGAUGUGUAAUUAAUGCAGAAUGUAUGACAUUUUUGUUUUUUUAAUUGCAUUACAGAAAAUAAAGGA